GCGACUUUCCUGACAGCUGAGCUUCGGCUGCUUUCACUUUCAUUUACUGAGAAGUGCUGAAAACAUCGACGGAAGAACACUGUCACAAUGUCUGACGACUAUUUGAACGAAAUUCAGGAAAUGGAUGUUGACCAGAUACCUGAUGAUUUUUACUCCUUUAAUACAAAACUCCAAAUACCUGACACCAGUGGACUUGUCUCCAAAGGACCUGACUCCAAUAGAGCGGAGUCCAACGGACCAGACUCCAAAAGACCUGACUCAAAAGGGCCCAGCUCUAAAGAACCUGGCCUUCAAGAACCUCAAUCUCAGGCUUCUCCAGAGCACCAGAGUCAGGUACUUCUAACUCUGUCAUUAGACUGGGCGGAAAAAGAGAAACCAGCAAAGAAAAAGAGAUUCCUUGAAAUAUCUCUUCAAUCUUGGUUCAACAAAAGAAAGAUUACAACUGAUUGCUCAGUUAAAGAUCUACUGUCAGAUGGGCGUGUUGUGGUUCAGCUUAAACCUCCUCCAGUUGCCAAUGAACUUCAGAAACUACAGGGUGAAACAUUAAUGAAAGAUGGGACAGAAGUCACCAUUCUUUCAGUCAGUUUUGGAGCACCGAAGAUGGAUGCACAAACUGCAGAUGGUGCUUCAGCAAAUACUGCUCCUCCAGCAGCUUUAAAAAGCUCCAAACCUUCAGUGUCAGAGCAGACAGUGGUGCAGAUGCAGUUUGAAGAACAAAUGGAUGUGGGAAGAAAUGCUCCUAGAAACCAUAGAAAGAAAUCUAUGGAAUGUGUUGUCCCACCGGCUCAUUACUGGUAUGUGAGCCAGAUCUACAAAGAUGAAAUCAGACACAUAGAGAAAGAAACUAAAGUUAGCAUAAUGCCAACUGUCACUGUGACAUUUCACACUGAACAUGAAGGUGGGAAUCCAAGUAAGGCUCUCAACAGGUUUGCAGAUCUUCUCCAAAAGUGUUUGUCUGAUUCCUCUUCCUCAGUUACUCCUCUGAAGUCUGUAGAUCCUAAUCGGUGGGGUGAUGCACUGAAAGUCAUUAAUAACAAUGACAGCAAGCUUUUAGUCACUAUGUCCUCUGAGGAAAUUACUGUCUGUGGGCCACAGCUUUGUCAAAAUUUUCUCAGUUCAACUUUAAAUGCAACACAGAAAUUCAACUCUCCUGAAGAGACAUCUAGGUCAGCUGGAGCUCAAAACUUCAACGAAGAGCUCCGCCUGAAAAUCAAAAUGACAAUCAAAGAUAAUCUGACCGAUACAGGACUAACCAUAGCUGAGAACUCAUGGGAACGCUUGAUCUCUUCCUAUGCUAAAGAACUUGCAAAAAUCAAAGCUAAGUUCAAUGUGGACUUUAAAGAGUCCAUCAGUGGGGGCAAAGUUAAUGUCAAAGCGUUCUACAAGAGACCUGGAGGAAACCCAGCCAUGGAGAGCCAUGCUGUCAGAGCUCUGCUGCGUCUGUACCAGAAGAUUAUGAUGUCACCCAUGAAGCAGCCUCCACCUUAUGGUGCCACUGGGCUCAGUGGUUCUGAAGAGGCUUCCAGCAGAGCUAGAAUGAACGGUCAUUCAACACAGAACAGCAAAGAAUCAGCUAGAGGGGGCGCUACAGAUGACAGAAAAGAUGACCAAUGCUGUAUAUGCAUGUCUGAAUUUACUAAUAAGGAACAGCUGAAGUGUAAGCAUGCAUUCUGCAAAGACUGCCUGCAAAGGGCAGUGCAGCACAGUGGACCAAUCUGUCCUAUAUGCAAAGAUGUGUUUGGUGUGGUGAAGGGAAACCAACCUGAUGGAAAAAUGAGUUGGAAAAAACAUUACCAUGCAGACCUCCCUGGAUUCCCAGGCUGUGGCUACAUAGAGAUCAGCUACUAUAUCCCUGGUGGAUUACAGACGGAAAAUCAUCCCAAGCCUGGACAGUACUAUGCAGCAACCACUAGAACAGCAUAUCUUCCAAACAACAAAGAGGGGAAUGAAGUUCUGCACCUGCUGGAAAAAGCCUUUGAGCAGAAGCUGAUUUUCACUGUUGGAGAGUCUAGGACAACUGGGAUGGAGAACGCAGUGACCUGGAAUGACAUCCAUCACAAGACAUCCAUGACAGGAGGACCACAGGGUUUUGGAUAUCCUGAUGAGACCUACCUGAGCAGAGUCAAGGAGGAGCUGAAAGCUAAAGGCAUUAAGUGAAAUCUUUAUUCUACAUUAACUGAUUACAUUUUGAAUAUAUUAAUGUCUUCACAGUCUGAUAAAUACAUUAUAAAAA
Messenger RNA from Cyprinodon tularosa, 2233 nucleotides. RefSeq lists its product as uncharacterized. Gene Ontology annotation, biological process: Notch signaling pathway; protein ubiquitination. The transcript is spliced from 8 exons. Lineage: Eukaryota; Metazoa; Chordata; Actinopteri; Cyprinodontiformes; Cyprinodontidae. The record is from RefSeq and is a predicted model, not a curated record. The coding region runs from base 88 to 2157 and encodes 689 amino acids.